AUGGUGGCCCUCAACCAGUCGCAGAGCGUGCUCAUCACGGGAGAGUCGGGGGCGGGCAAGACGGAGAGCACCAAGAAGAUGAUGAAGUACCUGGCGGCGCUGGCAGGCGGCACGGGCAUGGAGGAUCGGGUGCUGCAGACCAAUCCGAUACUGGAGGCCUUUGGCAACGCCAAGACCAUCCACAACAACAACAGCAGCCGCUUCGGCAAGCUCAUAGGCAAGUGCGGCGGCGUGCGGCGGCUCCCUAUCUACUUCAACCGCGGCCACAGCAUCUGCGGCGCACUCACCCACACCUACCUGCUGGAGAAGUCGCGGGUGGCGCACCAGCAGGCGGGCGAGCGCUCGUACCACAUCUUCUAUCAG
This is a messenger RNA of Chlorella variabilis, 363 nucleotides long. RefSeq lists its product as hypothetical. The transcript is spliced from 3 exons. Lineage: Eukaryota; Viridiplantae; Chlorophyta; Trebouxiophyceae; Chlorellales; Chlorellaceae. The annotation marks the transcript as partial. Gene Ontology annotation, molecular function: ATP binding; microfilament motor activity; actin filament binding. The record is from RefSeq and is a predicted model, not a curated record. Gene Ontology annotation, cellular component: actin cytoskeleton; myosin complex; cytoplasm. Gene Ontology annotation, biological process: actin filament organization; vesicle transport along actin filament.